AUGACAAGUUUACCUAUAAAGGAGAAUACAAUACUCCCUACGGUCCCAUCACAGCAGAACAAUAAUAAUGAGGAACCCAGUCCAGAAGCUGAAGGUGAAUUGCUGGAUAGACUUAAAGAGUUUCCUGAGGACUUCAACCAAUUAGAGUUGCUGGAGACACACCACCAUUUCAUUCCCACAGGAACCCAGAGCCUUUGGACUCCAGAUUCUGAUGAAGAAGAGGAAGAGAAAACUGAGGAGUGGUAUCAAGAACAGGAAGUGCUUUUUGCAGCAGAAAACAACAGGCUCAACACCUUGCAAAGAAUCCUCACAAAGGAGCCAGGUCUUGUAAACGCGACAGAUGAUGAUCACUAUACACCACUACAUCGAGCCUCAUAUAAUGGACACCUUAGCGUGGUACGUGAGCUUAUUGCCAGGGGUGCUAAUGUGCAUGCUGUCACCGUGGACGGUUGGACCCCUCUGCACAGUGCAUGCAAAUGGAACAACACCUCCGUGGCUUCUUUCUUGCUGCAGCACGGAGCAGAUAUCAACGCACAGACUAAAGGUUUGCUGACCCCUCUGCACUUGGCUUCUGGAAACCGCAAUAGCCGACAAAUUCUGGAACUUUUGCUGAUGAACCGAUACGUCAAACCACAUCUGAAAAAUAAACUAGAGGAAACUCCCUAUGACAUUGCCAGGCGGACAGAUGUGUAUCACUACCUCUUUAAAAUUGCUGAUUAUUGGACAAAUCCAUUUUCAGAAACAUAACUCUCACAAAAAUGAAACCCUGCAGUUUUUCAAUGAGUAAA
Messenger RNA from Bombina bombina (fire-bellied toad), 788 nucleotides. RefSeq names its product ankyrin repeat domain-containing protein 49-like. Gene Ontology annotation, molecular function: protein binding. The transcript has a single exon. NCBI's taxonomy places the organism in Eukaryota, Metazoa, Chordata, Amphibia, Anura, Bombinatoridae. The coding region runs from base 1 to 747 and encodes 248 amino acids. The record is from RefSeq and is a predicted model, not a curated record.